Messenger RNA from Melozone crissalis (California towhee), 5218 nucleotides. RefSeq names its product ABL proto-oncogene 2, non-receptor tyrosine kinase (gene ABL2). The transcript has 11 exons. Gene Ontology annotation, molecular function: non-membrane spanning protein tyrosine kinase activity; ATP binding; protein binding. Gene Ontology annotation, biological process: protein phosphorylation; regulation of apoptotic process. The coding region runs from base 1 to 3483 and encodes 1160 amino acids. NCBI's taxonomy places the organism in Eukaryota, Metazoa, Chordata, Aves, Passeriformes, Passerellidae. The record is from RefSeq and is a predicted model, not a curated record.
AUGGGGCAGCAGGUGGGCCGCGUCGGGGAGCCGGGCGCGGGGCUCCAGCACCAGCCGCCGCCGCAGCAGCAGCAGCAGCCGCGGGGUCUGCGGGGGAGCAGCGCGGCCAGGCCGGCGGGCCGCCGGCGGGAGGCGGCCGGGCGCUCCGCAGAGGGAGGAUUCAAUGUCUUCACCCAGCACGAGGCCCUGCACCGCCCCUACGGCUGCGACGUCGAGCCCCAGGCACUGAACGAAGCCAUCAGGUGGAGCUCCAAGGAGAACCUGCUUGGAGCCACUGAGAGCGACCCCAAUCUCUUUGUUGCACUUUACGAUUUUGUAGCAAGUGGUGACAACACACUCAGCAUCACCAAAGGUGAGAAGUUGCGAGUCCUGGGUUACAACCAGAAUGGUGAAUGGAGUGAGGUACGUUCAAAGAACGGGCAGGGCUGGGUUCCAAGCAACUACAUCACACCAGUGAACAGCCUGGAGAAGCACUCGUGGUACCACGGGCCCGUGUCCCGCAGCGCCGCCGAGUACCUGCUCAGCAGCCUCAUCAAUGGCAGCUUCCUGGUGCGGGAGAGCGAGAGCAGCCCGGGCCAGCUGUCCAUCUCGCUCAGGUACGAGGGACGUGUGUACCACUACAGGAUCAACACCACCUCAGAUGGCAAGGUCUAUGUGACAGCAGAAAGCCGUUUCAGCACGCUGGCAGAGCUGGUGCACCAUCACUCCACGGUGGCAGAUGGCCUGGUGACAACCCUGCAUUACCCAGCCCCCAAGUGCAAUAAGCCCACGGUGUACGGGGUGUCCCCCAUCCAUGACAAGUGGGAGAUGGAGCGCACCGACAUCACCAUGAAGCACAAGCUCGGGGGAGGGCAGUAUGGAGAGGUCUACGUGGGGGUCUGGAAGAAAUACAAUCUCACAGUGGCUGUGAAAACGUUAAAGGAAGAUACCAUGGAGGUGGAAGAGUUCUUGAAGGAAGCUGCUGUGAUGAAGGAGAUCAAGCACCCAAAUCUAGUACAGUUGUUAGGUGUGUGCACCCUGGAGCCCCCGUUUUACAUCGUGACAGAGUACAUGCCCUACGGGAACCUGCUGGACUACCUGCGCGAGUGCAACCGCGAGGAGGUCAGCGCUGUCGUGCUGCUCUACAUGGCCACCCAGAUCUCCUCUGCCAUGGAGUACCUGGAGAAGAAGAACUUCAUCCACAGGGACCUGGCAGCACGGAACUGCUUGGUUGGAGAAAACCACGUGGUGAAGGUGGCUGACUUUGGCCUAAGCCGACUGAUGACUGGUGAUACCUACACAGCCCAUGCUGGGGCCAAGUUCCCAAUCAAAUGGACAGCUCCUGAGAGCCUGGCUUACAACACCUUUUCAAUCAAAUCAGAUGUGUGGGCCUUUGGGGUGCUGUUAUGGGAAAUUGCUACCUAUGGGAUGUCACCAUACCCAGGCAUUGACCUCUCUCAGGUGUAUGAUCUGCUGGAAAAGGGCUAUCGGAUGGAGCAGCCAGAGGGGUGCCCUCCCAAGGUGUAUGAGCUGAUGAGGGCAUGCUGGAAGUGGAACCCACCAGACCGACCUUCCUUUGCUGAGACCCACCAGGCUUUUGAAACCAUGUUCCACGACUCGAGCAUCUCAGAGGAGGUAGCAGAGGAGCUUGGAAGAACAGCCUCAUCCUCAUCCAUAGUUCCUUACCUGCCCCGCUUACCCAUGCUCCCCUCCAAGACAAGGACCCUGAAGAAGCAGGCAGAGAACAAGGAGAACAUUGAGGGAGCACAGGACACUGUGGAGCACUCAGCAUCCAGCUCAGCACCAGGUUUCAUCAGAAGCACACAGCCAGCAGGCGGGUCCCCCGCGCUGCCCCGCAAGCAGAGGGACAAGUCCCCCAGCAGCCUCCUGGAGGAUGCCAAAGAGACCACGUUCACCAGGGACAGGAAAGGGGGCUUCUUCAGCUCCUUCAUGAAGAAAAGGAAUGCUCCCACGCCUCCCAAGCGCAGCAGCUCCUUCCGGGAGAUGGAGAACCAGCCCCACAAGAAAUACGAGCUGACGGGUAACUUUUCCUCUGUGGCCUCCUUGCAGCACGUGGACGGGUUCUCCUUUGCUCCAGCACAGCAGGACACGAGCCUGGCUCCCCCCAAGUGCUACGGAGGGGGCUUUGUGCAGAGGACCUUCUACAGCGAGGAGGGCACUGGGCCCAGCAGUGCUGGGGCUGUGAGCACUGGUGGAGGGUGGUCGGGCAUCACUGGCUUCUUCACGCCACGCUUGAUUAAAAAGACGCUGGGUUUGCGAGCAGGAAAACCCACUGGCAAUGAAGAAGCUUCAAAGCCUUUUCCAAGGUCAAACUCUACAUCUUCCAUGUCCUCAGGGCUUCCAGAGCAGGAUAGGAUGGCAAUGACCCUUCCCAGAAAUUCCCAGAGGUCAAAAAUUCAGCUGGAACGGACUGUGUCCACCUCCUCCCAGCCCGAUGAGAGCACAGAGAGGGCCAGUGACCUGAUUGCCAAAAGGUUUGAAGAAGGCCCUUCUUUGACCAGAGAGAGACCAAAAGCAAAACUCUUGCCAAGGGGUGCCACAGCGCUCCCUUUUCGAACUCCCUCCGCGUCGGAAGAAAAGGAGGGUCCGGGGCUGGUGGCAGCUCCUAAGGGCAAGGAAAAAAACAGCGGCCCACGACAAGGGGCCCUUGAGGAUGGCGAGAGGCCGGGGUGGUCAUCUCCGGUAAAGGCUGCAGCAAUACUUCCAACCACUCAUAACCACAAAGUGCCAGUCCUAAUCUCACCCACUCUAAAACACACUCCAGCAGACGUGCAGCUCAUUGGCACAGACUCUCAGGGUAAUAAAUUUAAGCUCUUAUCUGAGCAUCAGGUCACUUCUUCCGGCGACAGGGACCGGCCCAGACGGGUAAAACCAAAGUGUGCUCCACCUCCACCACCGGUGACGCGGCUCCUCCAGCAGCCGGCUGCCUGCUCGGACGCAGCAGAAGAGCUGAGCGGCGCGGCGGGAGCGCAGCACGGACUGGAACCCAGCGAAGGGAGUAAGAAGGCAGCAGCAGCAGCAGCACCUGUCGGUGGAAAAUCCGGGAGGCCCGUGAUGCCUCCGCCCCAAGUGCCUCUGUCAACGUCUUCCACCUCCCCAGUGAAAAUGGCCAACGGCACGGCCGGCGCCAAGGUAGCGCUGAGAAAGACCAAGCAGGCGGCCGAGAAAAUCCCCGCGGACAAGAUCAGCAAGGAGGCGCUGCUGGAGUGCGCCGAUCUCCUGUCCAGCGCCAUCGCCGAGCCCACGCCCAACAGCCAGCUGGUGGACACGGGGCACCAGCUGCUGGAUUACUGCUCAGGCUACGUGGACUGCAUCCCCCACACGCGCAACAAAUUCGCCUUCCGGGAAGCCGUGAGCAAACUGGAACUCAGCCUGCAGGAGCUGCAGGUGUCCUCGACGGCCGCCGGCGUCCACGGGGCGAACCCCGUCCUUAAUAACUUAUUGUCAUGUGUCCAAGAAAUCAGUGAUGUGGUGCAAAGGUAGCUACUGUCAGUCUGGGUAAGAGAAACACACACGGGGAGGGCGGGACUGUUUUUCUGUACUGAUGCUUUCAAAAGGAAAGACUGAUACUUGAGUAUGUGAAGUACCUCAGAUCACUGAGUUCUCCUCACGUUUACAGGUUCAUCUCAAAAAAUUGGGGAUGGAGAGGGUAGAUUAAAGCUGUAAGGGGCAGAACAUCAAGGAUCUGUCCCUACCUAGUCAGGCUGAUCAGCUUGGUAUGGCAAGGGAAAGAAAGUUCCCUCUCCUCCCCUGGAGAGGCAGGAGAACCCACGGCAGGUUCUCCCUCUGGGCAGGUUGGUGGUGACAGCCAGAGCCCUGGGCUGGCUGCAGCUGCCUGGCUGCACAGAUCCCACCCUGGCUGCUCUCACCUGUGCUCUGCUGUCCUGUCAAGGCCAAGGAAAGGCACUGGGGCUCUGCUGGUACCAAGGGCAGAGCAGCUCCAGAGGGGGUCAUGUACAGCUGGGGGAAAGGUCUAAUGCACUGACAGUAUUCAGAGCUGCUGGAGGUGGAUGCACUGGUCUGGAUGGCUUAACUUCCACAGCACUGUUGCUGCUGUAGUGAGAACUGCAAGAUUAGUUAAUAUAUGAAACUGUCCCUUUUCCCUCCUGUCCACCUCAUCCACCACGUUCUCAUUGUCAUUGUAUUGGAAGAGUCAGGGAUGCUGGGCAGACUUACCACUGGAAUUCCCCUUCCCACCACACAGCCUUCACUCAGCUGAUACCUAUUUCUAGUGGUCUAGCACAGGUGCUGCUUGAUGGUCAUUUUUGAGUAGUUUGGGGCUCUUGCACAACUUGCCAGUGUUGUUGUUGGGGUGGGUGGGUUGUUCCUUUUCUGAAGCUCUAGAUUGUUUUUAACUUGUUACCACAUUUACCCCCAGUUCAGUGUGAUCACCAUGAGGACCCAUGGUAGGUAAGGCAGAGCCUCUGCCCCCCUGGCUGUUCUCCACAUUCCUUUAGCAGUCACAGCACUGCAGGGCCAGCUGGAGAACCACAAAGUACAGCCCAGCCUGCCCACCAUGUGUCCUUCCUGCUGCAGGAUUCCCUGCACCUGUCCCUUACCCUUCACACUGCCAGGUUCCUGGGAUUUGUUCUGGUGUUUGCUGUCUCACAAGCUUCUCUGCAUCCCAAGGUGAUAAAGUAUGGCAGCACACAGGAAACACCACAGGUAUCUCCAUGGAUUUGUUCCCUUAUUUUAAAGGCUAGACCAGAAUCCUACACUGUGGUGUAGGGAAUGUGCACAUAACCUGUGCACUGCUGUGCCUGAGGCAUGGCAACAAAAGCUGUGGCUCUGCCUUGAAGGGCUCCCAGUGGGUCUCUGAUGCCUUCUAACAACCCCAGAAUGAGAGCAGCUGAGUUGUUGGCAAUGUCAUCCUGGGUCCUGGUGCUGUUUGCAGACUGUUGUGGCCUCAAAAAGCUGCUCUGUGUCUAUGCACAGCUCCCCAAGGUGUGAAUGUACUGGCAAGUAGGAAGAGCUCAGCUGCUGGUUUGUGAGAGGAAGGGAAACAGGCCUGAAACCUGGCUCCAAAUACACCUUCCUGCAUGCUGCUGCUCACUGCACACUGCUGGUGAUAGAGGGUCUUGCUUGCUUUGCACCUUAAGCCUUUAUUUUUUUUUGUUAAAACGCUUUCUAAACUUGUUUUUGAAGUGUGGCUGUGCUGCUUUCAGUCUGAGCAUUUAGAGUGGAGCUGUGGCACGGGUGUGACUUUAGAGGAUGGGCA